CAUGUCUCUACCCAUGUGUCAAUUCACCACUUCUGUCAUCUGGAAGCCGGCCUCUGGGUUCCUCUCCAAGCCCAGUCCCUGUCAGAAUUUCUAUCCACAAUCCACCCAUCCCACUUCAGGUUCAAUUCCAUUUUUUGCUUAACCUUGCCUGCUUUCGUUCGACUUCCCGCCUGCGUCUCUGCCUGCCCAAUCAUGACCACGACCGCGCAGGCCUUACAGAUGACUCCAAGUGUCUCAAGGGGAUAGAAGUCGUCAGUCGGAAAAGACCUCCUUCCAGCCUGCAACCCCGAUUGAAUGCAUCGUCAACCCUUCCCUGACCACAUUAUUGUGCGGGCAUUCCUCACUGACGGACGGACCACCUCUCUCCAAAAUUCUUGUAGCCCUCCCACCCAACUUUAUCUUGCAAGGCAUAUACGGCGCAGGAGACCAACUUAAAAUUGAUUUCGGUUAUAGGCUCUCUGAGAAAUCCGAGAGUGAGGAGGACGAUUGUUCUGAACGCAGGUGACACUGCCUUUGCUGCAGCCAUCCCUAUUGAGGAGGAUGAUCUCAGUGGAUCUUUAGUCAAUCAAAUAUCAUCUUGCCAGUUCGCAGACUUCCAUGAUCGGCGGAGCGUAUCCGGGUCCCACACCGAAGUCGAAUAUCCCGAGCCUGUCGUCGCAGGAGUUUCUUCUGAGGUUGGACAAGAGGAGGGCUAUCACUCACAAGAUACGGGCAAAAGCGAUCGGUCUGCACGUCGUGAUAGGGUACCAUAAGCCUUGAGGCUGAGACCAGUGCCCCCCAGGAAGCACCACGAUCCGGCUCAUCAUAUCGAAGCAUCGUGACCGCACCUACAUAGCUGAAGCCUUACAGAGACUUUGAGUUCGAAAGGGGUGCUCACUUUCGGUUGCAGAGUACAUCCAGGUGCGGUGAUAUAUACGCUAAAAGCCUGGUGCCCUUCACUAUGUCUUCAAAUCAGAGGCCCUCGAUGGGACCCCCAGAAACACCGAGCAGAUAUAUGCAGCAACAGUCUCCGGGCCUUUUUCCAACAUUGCAGCUCUCUCCAGACAUGUAUGCUCACCAGUUCUCCGCAGGGCCGGUGACGGCCCCCAUAUACACGAGUCAAAGGCUCUUUUGGGAUCCCUCUCAUGUGGACUUCAAUGAUCCCUCUCUAUCCCAACAAUAUCAAGGUGCAUUUCACUACAGUCCAGUGGCACUAAGCAGCUCGUUUGCCUCUUCGUCCACAGUGGUACCCAGCUUUGUUGCACAAGAUGCGCUAUUGGAAGAGCAGCCUUACGACUUGCCCAGCCUGCCCCGUUCCGCCAGCUACUCCAAUGUCGACAGCUCUGCCUUUCCUGCCCCAUUCACGACCUCCCCCCGGAUGUUUCAACCACAGAUGGAGAACCCGAGCAUGUUUCUUAGCUCACCAGCACGACGAUUUGGCAGCGUGGACCAAUUUUCGAGUCGCUUCUCUCAGAUCGCUGUUCCCGAACGACCGGCUUAUGCGCAUCAGAUCGAGGAAUCCAGGCGAGAGGAGGAAAUGAAGCGCACACGGCGAACGGAGAUGAAGAAACCAUCCAUCACUCGAUCGGUAAUGGAAGCUUUAAAACGACCUAUCACCCCCAAGAAGGAUAGUAGACCGGGUCUCAAGCGGAGCUUGACACACACUGGAGUGCGGAAUGAUCGCAGCCUGAAACUCCAGACCCAGGGCAACCGUGAAGGACGCAACUCUCCCAUACUAUUUGAACAGAAUCGACACCGAUCAGGGCGCUCAUCUCCCCUGAAGCCUAACGCGGACCCCAUCUCGCGAGCUCUCACCAGCAGCCGCAAUGCCAAGCGAGCAUCUUUGUCGCUUGCAAUUGACGAAAAUGGCGUGGCCAAGACAGUCAUGACUCAAGAUGCUGGGGACAUGGACCUUGAUGAACCGUCGGACAGCGGGGCUGAGUCCUUUGAUGAGGGAGAUUUUGACAUCCUCCACAGCCAGAGCAACUCCUUUGCUCUCGCGGGCCAUCGGGAUCAAGCUCAAUCGGAUGGGCUCUAUGGUCAUUCAAAGACCAGUUCUCGUUCCACCAUGGCCUCGGUCAAUUCUGCAAGACAGUCAUCUUAUCAAAGCUCUGCCUCUAGUGCAUCGAAUACCAGAGGAAAUGAUGCACAUCAUGGUCGGAGGCAGCGGCCCAUUCUUGGCUCUACGAUUGAAGACGACACGCUAAUGGAGGAAGAGACCAGUGGUGAUGCCCAACAUGCAUUGCGAGCCAUAAUCCAAGAUCGGUCUCGGUCCACAUCGGCCCAAGGGGACAACAACAAUCCAAUGCAAUUACAUUCCUCUCCUCCCUUACAGCAAACCCAAUAUGCUUUGUACAACGUCUCGCCAACAACAAUCACGGAUCCAGAUUUAGCCACGCCGAGCACUGACAGGGAAAGUCUCGCAAGCAACGUGAGCAUGCGUUGCUUCUGCAAAUCUUCGAUGCUUGACGGAUCGGUGCCCAUGAUUCAGUGCGAUUCGUGCUCGAAGUGGCUACACACCACCUGUGUGGGCAUCGACCAUCGGAGGAGGCCCGAGCCAUAUAUCUGUGGUUUCUGCACACAGACCCCAGUGCGCCCGGGCCAUAACUUGCUGCGACCGUCUGCUCUCCCAUCGAAUGCAAGCCCGCUGGCACACAAGGCCAAGCGGCAUCGGUGAUGUUUAUACUGAUGAAUAUUUACCAUUCACAUUCGAAAUCUUGGGCUAUAAUAUCGUCUUUGACUUGGCCCUUGUUGUUGCACGUUCCUGAGCGACACCUUCACAUUGGAUGUUUCUUUAUAUUGAAGAAGUCUAUAUAUAGCGUCCUGAAGCAAGGAGCGGGACUUCUCAACCCAUAUACCCCUGGCCAUGUCUGACUUUGUGCUCUUUUGUCUGCACAUAUGAAACAAAAUCACCUGAAAUAUCAAUUUUAAUAGGAACAGAAUUACGAAUCGGAUGCCGGGAAGGGGGGUUUCUGGUUGAGGUUGACCAAAAAUCUCCUGGCUUGUUUUGCAAAGCGACUACGGCAAUGGUUGAAAGAAUGUCGGAGUUCGGGUGACACGACGAGUUCGUCGCGACGGCCAUGUCUCAGAUACCACACGGCAUGGUGCUUGAUGAAAAAGGGAUUGUUACUACCUAGGUACACUCUGCUAUAAUAAGAGCGUAGCCAUUGUUCCCAAGGUCUGCCUUAUGGACAUCGGCCACGUUAUUCA
Molecule: messenger RNA, 3189 nt
Organism: Cladophialophora immunda
Lineage: Eukaryota; Fungi; Ascomycota; Eurotiomycetes; Chaetothyriales; Herpotrichiellaceae
Exons: 3
Coding region: 941-2656 (571 amino acids)
Source: RefSeq, a predicted model, not a curated record